Molecule: messenger RNA, 3892 nt
Organism: Musa acuminata AAA Group (dessert banana)
Lineage: Eukaryota; Viridiplantae; Streptophyta; Magnoliopsida; Zingiberales; Musaceae
Exons: 4
Coding region: 3381-3758 (125 amino acids)
Source: RefSeq, a predicted model, not a curated record
AGGGUUUGUGGUUGGUGUCUGCCGACCCUUCAAUCGGCGGAGCUCUGCCAUGGCGAAACCACGUGGCUCAGGGUUUGAUGUCGUUUUACGCCGUCGCUGCAGUCGGCGCUGUUCUUAUCAUGGUGAAGGUACCUGGCUUAGGGUUUGUUGUCGUUCUCCACCAUCUCUGCAGGCCGCGCUGAUCUCCCAUGGCGAAGCUGCGUUCCGGUUUUACCUGUUUUCUUCUGGCAGAUCUUCGAGUUCGUGGUGUUCCUGAUGGUAUCGAUUAGGUUACCUUAGAUUCUUUCUCAGGCGCCUAUGAUCAUGUUUCUUGGAUCAGGAGUUCGGUAGAUGACUGUUCGUGUUCCAUGGAUUUUGUUGAUCGUACGUCUCUUUUUAAGUACAGAGGAACUCGAACCAUGGGGCGGUUUAUGAUUGUCAGACUAUGUUCUCCGAUUGCAAAUUCGUAUUAAAGGUGUAAAAUUAUGAUAUUCCCUGUGGCUGGGAACAAGCGGGUAUUGAUUGAGGGAAGGUAAUUUGGAACUGAACUUUGUUAUAUGGGCCUUUGCCAUGUUGGGUGCGCUCGCAUGGCAGGUCACCUAUCCUUAAUAAAAUUUUAUUUUUUUGGGUGUGCUUGUGGGGAGAUCGCACGGGGUAUUGUUAUUUAUCCCUGGGUUCUCCUCCACUUUGUGGUGUUGCGUCAUUGGUUCCUUUUUGCCCCUGCAUAUUUGCAUCCGCAUAGCGUUAUGUUGCCCCACUAAAUAUCUUAAGACUUCAUUAUUUGGGUUGGUACGAAAUCAUUUUCGGAGUGAUGAGGUCUAUUUUGUUUUUGGGUUUCCAUAGAUACUGUCAUGCAUUUAAAACAGUCAUUGACACAUUAUGCAGCUCUUUCCAGAGAGAUUGAGCAUACUCAGUUACUUUAAAACAACUGCUUUAAUGAUUAGCACAUUAAGUUAUUCUAUUAUUUAUUUAAUUACAACAUUCCUUCUCCUUUUGCGAUUAGCUUCCAGCCAAAUUUGUAGACACAUGCAAUGGUAAUUUGAUAUGUCGAGACUACUUCAAUGGUCAGUGUCACUAAGAUCGUGCUGCAUCUUAUUUACACUUUCAUACAUUGUGACUGGACCAUGUAAGGUUCCAUAUUGUUGCAUCCUCAUGUAUUCGUUUCAGUAUAAGAUCGUCAACCCUGAAUAGUCGAUGAGGGUCAAUCGCCAAUUGCUGGUUGUUAUGGUUUGAGAAUUGAAAUUUCGUUUUUCUGUUCUUGUUUUCGAAGUAGUUUCAAUAUCACUGGUACUUGAGAUUUAGGUCAUCUGGAUUUUGAAUGACCUGCAGCAGAGACAAUAAUCUUCGUUUUCAGAAGAACAUGACCAUACAUCAAUGUACUUUUGUAUUGGGCCUCUUGUGUUGCAGGAGCUGGAGAUUUCUUCCAUUUACGGAGCAUGUAUGAGGAAAAAGAAGCUUAUUUCAGAUCCAUGGAGCUUGACGUGUUCCAAGGAAUUUGGUGACCAGCUGUUAUUAAUCAUCGGAGGAACUAGCCGUAUGGAUACAUUGGGCUAUCAGAGGUUCCCUGUGUGCUUCUGGUGGUGAUCUCAUGGGACGUUUCUUGAUUCCUUGCUCUUACUCUCCAGUUGCUCUUUCUCUUACGCCGUUAUUUGCUUUGUGGUUAAUCUAAAUUUUUUAGGUGUUUUGGAUUUUACUUCCAUGGGAGUUAUAUACCACUGUGCACAGACGUAACUCUCAACAUUGACUUAUGUUACAUUGAAUAGGAAUAUGUGGAUGAUCUUGAAUUGUUGCAAACAUGAUCUUCGUUUAUCUUUCACUUUUUAUAGCCAAUUUGAUGUGGUGAAAAAGGUCACCACCAUGAACUCUUUUUAAUCUUAUCUGGGUUGAAAUGUCUACUAAUUGUUAUAUCCUUUGUUGAGGGUUAGGUAUUGUUGUCAUGAGAUUGUUUUUCAGUUGCUUUAUUGAUAGUUAAGUUUUGGUGUCGUUUUUUUAUGAAGCUGUUGUUUUAUUUGGUCUUAUUUUGAUGUGUCUUCUGAUUUGUAUGUGCAAUGUUGUUAUAAUGGCGAAAUGGAGUCACAAUUGUAUGAACGUCCAUUCUGCUAAUUUGACUUUUUAAGCCGGACCAAGUCAUUUGAUGGCUUUCUCCGGAAGAUACUGGAGAUCGACUGGUGUUAACUGUUAAUAUAAUUUAAUUUGACUGGUAUGAACUGAUGGCUUUCACCAAUUUAGUUUGAGACCAAAGUAGUUCUAUUUUUGUCGUGAAUUCUUUAUGCAUUAGUUCAUGAUGGUAUCUGCUUGUUUUGAAGCAGUAGGAAGAUACUUCUUAUGAAUGUAAAUGUAUGAUUAGAUUGUUUUCAAAGUAACCGACAGAUAUACUCUUUAUUUAAUGUGUUCUAUAAUUUUGAUGAUAAAAAAGUUGGUGUCUAAGUAGAAUGAAAUCAAGAAUCGCUGUUUAGCUGCACUUAAAUUCUUCUCUUCUUGCAUUUGAUUAUGAGCAAGUUCGUCGGAAGUCAUUUUGUGAAUCGGAGGAAGGGGUGAAAGUGAAAUUAUUUUUCUCGGAAUAGAAAAAUAAUUUCUAUUCAACCGGUGGAUAAAAAUCCGUAGGUGAGGCUCGCAGCGGGUUGUCUUGUUGGGUCUUUAAGCUCAAAAUGGCAAGAGCGCUCAAUUCAUUUGAAAGUGAAUAUCGGGUACUUUUGAAUGCCUUGAGAGGUUGGUGGUUCGAGCCCACCGAGAUCCUUUCAUGUUUGUCAGCGGCCGUAUGUUUUUUUAAUCUUUGUAUUGAGGUCUGAACAGAAAAUUUUCUGAUUAAAAUGGUUUUCGACAAUUAGUUCUUUUAUUGCUUACAUAUUUUGAGGAUUGUGUGAUCUCUUCACGUCUUUUUUAUGUGAACGUACUAAAUUAAACUUGUGAAACAGAGUUUUAUGGGAAAGGAUUAAGCUUGGACCACCUGCAGCUCGUUAGUUCUUUCGAGACUAUCCAGCUAAGCAGGAGCUUCAGCCAUGGCGGGUCUAUUGAUACGAGAACGUCUCCUCUACGAUCUUCUUUUAGAACGAGACGGGGGAAGUCCAGACGUUGAAGAAGUGGAGUUUAAAGUACAAACAUACCGCGGAAGUCCAUUAUUGCUUUGAUGUGUUAUUACAAAUCAAUUAUGAUGCCCGGGUUCACGAUACACAUGGUCUUAUGGUUGUAAACUGGACGAGAGCGCGACAAAGCCCAGGGAAGCGUGGAAGGCAAAUCCCCACCAGGCGAGCCUCGUGUCCAACAUGUGGCACGAGGUUUGUGAAAAAGUUCCACGUGUUCUCUCCUUUGAGGGUCCUUCCUCCACUCGGUUGAUCCAUUUAAAGACGGCAGCGAACAAAAUUGGUGGGUUCUGAGAACGGGAAAGAUCGAAGUGAAAGGACAUGGGAGGGCAGGUUGACAUCAUGCUCCGUUUAGGCCACAGCGUAGCGGGAGUAAUUCGCCUGAAUCCCAGCCCAAUCGCACUCCUGACCCCCGUGGGACGUAGAGGCGGCGCAGUCUGCUUCGUCUCUGGCGCGACACCUGAGAAGAAGGAGAGGAAGAUGGACGAAGACGAAGAGCAGCAUACUGAUUCCGAUAACACCUAUCAAGGGGAUGCGAUGAGUCACUCCUUUGGGGAAGCGUACGCGACGCGCUCAGACUGGGAAGGUUUUGGAGGCAUCUACGGCCGAAAUCCUUCGGAUAUAACUCAUCCCGAAUACGACAAGGCGCAGGGGAGCGGGGUGAAGGAAAAGGAGAAGGCUCCCAACCAAGCCACAUGAUGAGUCCUAGGCUUUUGUUACUUGUUUCCCGUUGUCUACGUAUUUCCCUGGUAACUCGGAUGCUACUUCUCUCUAGUAAAACGCCUGUUAUGACAGUUAUCUUCAAGAAAUAAAUAAUUUUAACAACUCUUUAA